This is a messenger RNA of Pseudo-nitzschia multistriata, 1234 nucleotides long. NCBI's taxonomy places the organism in Eukaryota, Bacillariophyta, Bacillariophyceae, Bacillariales, Bacillariaceae. The record is from the annotation of a GenBank genome assembly.
CGUUACAAUUACAAUCGACCAACCUCGACGACACAUCAAUCGUUUCGCGAAAUUUUCGUUCUUUCCUUUCCUUUGCAAGCAAACCAACCCGAUCCAAGACUUUUUCUCGAGUAAGGAACAAGAAGCGCACGAGCAACCAGCACACCAAGAAGGAAUUCACAAGGGGGCAGCGGCGUUGUUCUACUACCAGGCAAUCAAAUCAUUCAAUCGAAGAGGCAUUCCGCGAUGGCAAAAGAAACAAUCCAUAAAUUGUUCGGCAGCGGCGGGAUGAGGCACAUGUGCUGGAUGCUCCUGUCCGUGCUCUUGUUCGCCGCGAAGCUGGCACCCGUCCACGCGGACAUCGAUCCCGGUUCCGAUUUCGGCGGAUGGAUGGACGCAAUGGCGAGUAUCGAAGAGGAAGAGAGGCGCUACGAAGAAAAGCUGCGAGAGCACGAGGUCUGGAAGCAGAACACCUGGAGCGGCCUCGCCGUCCGCAAGAUCCAGGGCAUGGCCUACCACUUCAAGCCCUUUUUCCUGGCCGUCCAGGAUGCCCUGCGGGAAACGAGCGGGAACGACUCGUCGACCACCCACGUCCUGAUGUACGUCGUCGUGCGAAUCGUUGUGGUGGUCGUGAUGAUGAUCCUUUGCUACAUCGGAGCCAAGGUCUUGCAGCUCCUGGUCGGCGGGGAUUACGAGGUCGUCGAGGAAAUCGUGGUCGUUCACGAGCACGAGACGGAAGAAGAAGCCGCCAAGGCCAGGGCCAAAACGACGCGAGGGAAAAAAACGAAGUCGUCGUAAAAAAAAACAAAGUCAUCGCCACACGACACGACACGAAACGGCACGGCACGAAACUGCAUAGACACAGACACAGAGUCAAAAAAUAAGUACUGAUAGGGACAAAAUAGCAUUUGAAUAUGGCAAAAAAGUAUCAAAGGGAAUAAUGGUUAUGGAAACCGGAAACCGAUCAUCUACUGCUAAUUGGAAACGAUAUUAAGGCGAUGAAUCUGACAAGUUUUUCAUUCUGCGAAACAACAAUUGUGGGGAGAACGGAAUUUGUUUCAUGAGUGCAACAAAAAAUAAUGGGAUUCGUCUGGUUAUCGAGCGGAUAAGUUGAGUCGUUCUUUUCAUUAGUGUUUCUAUUGGAUUCAGUGAAUACGGAGUGGAACAAAGCAUUCUUCCGAUGCCCAAAGUUGAAAUGCAUUGUGCAGCAUGAAAUCAAGUUUAUUUCUAUUGAAAAUAGAGUUACGAACUGUUA